Molecule: messenger RNA, 336 nt
Organism: Perkinsus marinus ATCC 50983
Lineage: Eukaryota; Perkinsozoa; Perkinsida; Perkinsidae
Exons: 3
Source: RefSeq, a predicted model, not a curated record
AUGUCAUCUCCUAAGAACAACCAGAAGAGGCCGGAUGAAGAGACCAUUGUGGUUAAAGUAGAGAAGGAGAAGAAAGCUGAUGAUAAACCCAUAGGAGAGAAUUCUGAGGAAGACGGCGAAGAUAACAACAAUAACAACAAGCCACUUGAUGAUGAGGAUAUUGACAUUUUAAAGAGCUACGGCCUUGGACCCUAUACCGGGCCGUGCAAGAGGGUUGAGGGAGACAUCAAGGCUUUGGGUGAGAAGAUCAAUAAACUGUGCGGAAUCAAGGAGUCUGAUACCGGCUUGGCCCCACCGAGUGUAUGGGAUUUAGCAGAUGACAAAGUGAAACAAGAG